Molecule: messenger RNA, 775 nt
Organism: Nylanderia fulva
Lineage: Eukaryota; Metazoa; Arthropoda; Insecta; Hymenoptera; Formicidae
Source: RefSeq, a predicted model, not a curated record
AGUAUCGGCGCUCGUUCAGUGAUAGCUCUCGCUUAAACGUGUCGACACGCAAACUCCGUCGCUCGUGUCAUUUAAUUAUUCGACGUAGCGUGAUACGGCGAGCUUCGUUUAGGAAAUAACAAUGCCUGGUUACAGAUGGACGAGAUGGCCGGCGCCCUACGCCGAUUCUCGCAUGCUGAUCUCGAUCGGCAGGGACUUGGACGGGACGAAUCUCGUCGUAGGACGCGCCAUGCAUCAGGGCGACAUGCUGCCGGCGAAGGCGAAGCCGGAGCACGGGGUCGCUUACGUAUGCUACGGAGGUGUUGAGCACACAAAACACGACUUUGAGGUGCUGAUGCCCGCCCAUUUCAAUUGGAUUCCUACGGGUCACGGCCACGUACCGGAACACGCGGUGGAGGCUGGGAGGACCGUGAACGGAGAGAUGCUCUACGUCGGCCGUACUUUCCACAACGGUGUGCCGUGCGUAGGAAAGGUUCAGAGAAGUCACGGUGUCAUGUACUUCCCGUUCGAUGGCAAGGAAAUGCCGUGCAGGGACUACGAGGUCCUGGUGCAAUAUUGAAUUCUAUCUGUGAUCGCGUUUGUCAAGUGUAACGCAACCAGGUACCUUUGUUUCAAAUUAUUAACAUCGUUAAAUAAUGGAUUAGCUAAUUAAUUGCGGAAGAGAUUCUGUCCUGUAAAAAUUUCGAAGAGGCUCAAACUGUUUUAUAUUGUAUUUACAGAAGACAGAUUCCGUACAAUAUUCUUUUCAAUAUAUGUACAUUGUUGUUAUUUCGUA